AUGAUGUUCCCUUCUGUGGCGAUUGUACUUGCUUGCGUCUCUGCCGUAACCGCCACAAUCCUCGAAAACGGCCGCCCAAGAGUGACUGACUUCCCCAACACUGAGGUGGAUCUGGCUGCUGGCGACUACACGACGUACGAUGCCGACGCCACAGAGAUAUCUUAUAAGGGGCGUUGGGACUCCAAGAAGAUAUCUUGGUGGGCAGCCCCGGGCAUCAAAUUCGGGUUCACCGGCCAGAACGUCGCGGUCACGUUCGGCAAUCAAACCAUUAGCAGCACUCUGGUUGCCUACAGAAUCGCCGGGCUGGACUGGAUGCACACCAAUGUCACGGCUGGCGCGACUCACCUGUUUGUGAGUCCCGAGACUCCGGGCAUCGAGCUUACCGGCCCCGUCAGCCCCGUGACUUUCGAGAUGAGAGUGACAAACUGGGCGUAUGGCGUCCAGAUCGACAAAGUCCAUGUUGCCUCGGGAGAACAGCUCAUCAAGAUUCCCGACUACCCUCGCCGGGUAGAGUUUAUCGGCGAUAGCCUUUCAGCAGGCAUGUACGCCACUUACGAGGCAAUGGCAGGUUUCGCUUACGGCGUCGGCGCGGGCCUGGGAAACACUGAAUAUUCCAUCACGGCUUACCCGGGCAUUUGUGUUGCUGAUCAAGAUUGUUGGGGCAAUCCCAGGGGACAGUCUCACCAGUGGUUCUACACGUCUGACACGGGCGGACGAGCGGCUGAAGUAUGGGGAGCCGACCUUGCUGUCAUCAACCUGGGUACCAACGAUGCCAGCGCAGCGAACAACGUCAGCAAAGCUACUUACGUUGAACACUACAAGCGUCUGAUUCAGGGCAUUCACGGAAAGUGGCCUGAUGCUCAAGUCAUUGUCAUGCAAAUGUGGCAAGGUUUCUUCCAAAACGGCAACACGUACGACCAGAACACCGAUCUCAGGGACGAAGUCUACAGCGUUUACGAGUACUUCAACUCGGAAGAGUAUCUUAGCAGCCCGACAACGUGGGACGCAGUCACCAACACGACCAAGAAGGCGUGUAAGCCGGCCAAGCCGUUUGUCCACUUCUUCAACACCACGGGUAUUCUGCAGCACAACGACAUUGGAGGACAGUGGCAUCCUACCGACGUUGGGCAAAUCAAAGUCGCGAGUCACCUGAUACAAUACAUAACUCUGAAGCUCGGCUGGCCCUUGUUCGCCACCGGACCCGAGUGA
Molecule: messenger RNA, 1209 nt
Organism: Colletotrichum spaethianum
Lineage: Eukaryota; Fungi; Ascomycota; Sordariomycetes; Glomerellales; Glomerellaceae
Exons: 4
Coding region: 1-1209 (402 amino acids)
Molecular function (GO): carboxylic ester hydrolase activity
Source: RefSeq, a predicted model, not a curated record